Heterotrigona itama is the source of this 237-nucleotide messenger RNA. The record is from the annotation of a GenBank genome assembly. NCBI's taxonomy places the organism in Eukaryota, Metazoa, Arthropoda, Insecta, Hymenoptera, Apidae.
GAUGUGUAUUCUCUGUAGCGGAGUUGGCCGAUCGAGGCGAACGAAACGAGCAAAAGUGCAAGAAGGCUGGUUUUUCUUGCGUACACCAGGUGGUGGAGGGAGAGACGUCGAAGAGCCGUGAAGUGGGAUAACAGCCGAUCGCCUAUUCAAAAUGAAAACGAGUUCGAACGGAACGACACUCGACAUGAUCCAAUAGCGAUUGAAGAGAUGCGCGACGUGGACAGAGAAGAAGCAUGC